Messenger RNA from Hyposmocoma kahamanoa, 1628 nucleotides. RefSeq lists its product as uncharacterized. Gene Ontology annotation, cellular component: mitochondrion. Gene Ontology annotation, biological process: negative regulation of ATP-dependent activity. The record is from RefSeq and is a predicted model, not a curated record. The coding region runs from base 16 to 1443 and encodes 475 amino acids. NCBI's taxonomy places the organism in Eukaryota, Metazoa, Arthropoda, Insecta, Lepidoptera, Cosmopterigidae. The transcript is spliced from 8 exons. Gene Ontology annotation, molecular function: ATPase inhibitor activity.
GAAGUGACGCGAAAAAUGGGGAAGAUAGCUAACCGUCGUUCCAGAACGCCGAACUGGUCAGUUGAUGAGAAGCAGUUCCUUCUAGAGUUAAUUAAGGAGCGCAAGGAAGUUGUGGUUAAUAAAACUAACAACGGUCCUAAUCAUUCGGAAGAGAAAGACGUAGCGUGGAAUGAAAUUUUGCGUGAGUUAGCGACUAGAUUCGGCAAUAAAUUUAAUGGGAGCUCUAUCAAGAAAGUGAAGACUCAAUGGCAGAAUAUGAAACGUAUAGCGCGUGAAGAGAUUUCGCUGAACGGGCCCGAUGUUCACAAGUACACGCGUCAAUCUUUGGAAGUGUGUAACAUUUUGGAUUUAGUGAAGGAUGGCAUUUUAAAGCACGAAGGAGAGAGUUUGGGCCUUAACGAAACAAUAACAACGAAUGUGGAAAUCAAGGCUGAACGCAUCGACGAAGAGCAGCAUCAAGCAAGUUGCAGCAGUAGCAGCUAUAUGGAGGUAGAGCCAAGCCAAAAUAUAGCUCAAAAUGAUUUAGCACAAGAUUCAGUACAACUCAGUCACGAAUCAGCGCAACUGACUCAUGAACCGUCGCAACUCAGUCAAAGUCAGUUCGAAUCCUCAAUAUCGUCAGAUCAUUCUGAGCAUGAGCAACCAACUGAAUAUGAACUCCAAGAUGACGUAAGAAAUGCUACUAAGAAUGUCUCUGCUAACACUGAGCCAUCUUACUUUGAAGAUUUGAACAAUAUAAAUCCUUUUCAUAGAGACUUUCAACAGUUUUUCAGAUAUACAGCAGCAGAACAGCAAUUAAAAAUGGAUUCGUUAAAAGAAGAGCGCCAAGUAUUCAGAGCCAUGAGAGAAACUGCCGAACUUAACAAAAUAAUAGCCGAACAACGCCUCAAACACGUUCUUUGGAUCAAGAAACAAGAAAUGUCGAAACCGUGUCCGCGAGUAACAAACGGUAGCUACGAACCGUUUCCCUGGGGUUGCAAACAGAGACUAGAAUUGGUGUGCUUAUGUGGGCAGAUCCGUGUUCUGCGGCGUAAGGUGAGAAAUUUUGCAACCGGCAUGGGUAACGCAAUUGUGGAUACGAGUCUAACAGUGGUCUUGUCUACGUUUGAAAUUGUUGUGACAUGGUCAUUGGUACUCCAAUUUCUCUUUGUCGUGUGUAUCCAAACAAUACCUUCAAAUACGCAAAUGUAUAGUGGUGAGCCUGGCUCCGGAGCUGGUAAGGGUGGCGGUGGUGGUGGCGCUAUCCGUGAGGCUGGAGGCGCUUUCGGCAAAAUGGAGGCUGCUAGGGAAGACGAGUACUUCUACAAGAAGCAAAAGGAGCAAAUUGCCAAUCUGAAGACGCACUUAGACAAGGAAAUCUCCUUCCAUCAAGAGCAGAUCAAACGCCACGAGGAUGCCAUCCGCCGCCACAAAGAACAAAUGUCCACAAUGGACAAGAAAUGAGAGCGCAAGCGUAACAGACCUUUAGUAGUACGAGAUAAUUAAAGUAACUCCUGUCUUUAUAAGUAACGUUACGAUAACCAGAAAUAAAAUUACUUAAUUAGAUUAACUGUGAAGAUGUUACUUAUUUUUUUUGCUUUUAUUUUUGUUUAGAUGCUAGUCUGUUUGAAAAACAAUACACUGUCUAC